AUGCGUUCUCGCGGUGCUACCGACCCUCCAUUGUCGGUGUCUGUAGUUUGUGAUCGUACAUUAAUGGAGAGGCAGCAAGUACGUCAGGUUUAUGCUGAUUUAGAACAGCGUAGGAAAAACGGUGAACACAAUAUAGUUGUCAGACAUUUCAACGGCGUACCUUCCAUUGUCCAGGCAGACAAGGAUUUUCAAUUCAACCACUCUACCCAUCGUCACGUCGCUAUUCCAAAAAACCAACCAGUUUAG
This is a messenger RNA of Macrosiphum euphorbiae (potato aphid), 246 nucleotides long. Lineage: Eukaryota; Metazoa; Arthropoda; Insecta; Hemiptera; Aphididae. The record is from the annotation of a GenBank genome assembly.